Molecule: messenger RNA, 2181 nt
Organism: Medioppia subpectinata
Lineage: Eukaryota; Metazoa; Arthropoda; Arachnida; Sarcoptiformes; Oppiidae
Source: the annotation of a GenBank genome assembly
AUGUCAAACAAACUAAACCGAAUCGAUUACACGCAAGUGGGUCUCACCUCCAAGAACUCGUUCAAACUCAUCAAACAGGGUGUUGUGGGCGCAGACAAUGGCGCCAUCGCUGCCGUCGUCGGCGAUCACUCCGGUUCUGUUCACUGCUUUACACUUAGACCCGACUCGUCAAACAUCGACACCGUAUUCAAGACACUGCCCGGCCCGAACGCAAAGAUCAGUUGCAUUGAAGUGAUCAACAGUUCCAAUAGCGGCGGUUCGCCAAAGAUUCUGGUGGCGUUUGGGUCGUCAGUAAUCAGGGGUUAUAAUAAAAAAGGGAAACAGUUUUUCGGUUUAGAGUUGAAUAACUUAACGGAACCGAUAAAGUGUCUGAAGAUGCGGUGGCCCAACGAGAUCUUCAUUAGCGGACAUUAUAUUUACAACAAUUAUGUCAUCACAGAGUCGGACAGUAAGAGUAGUUCCGGAGUCCAAAGUAAGAACUAUUAUGUCUGUCCAGAAAAGAUCAAUGAAUUGGUUCUCAUUGAUGACAAGAUUAACAGAAAAACAGUGCCAGUCCUCGCCUGUCAGGACAGACUCCUCCGCAUUAUUAAAGACUCUUCGUGUCAGUACGAGAUUGAGAUCUCAGGCAUUCCCAAUGCAUUGCUUUGGAUGCACUACUCGGCCAAUGGUAUCACUGAGACACUUGUUUGCUACGGCACACUUGAUGGCAAAGUAGCUCUCGUCUCCAUUGAUUUCAGCAAAAAACCAUUGGAACCGUUGCACAAGUGGGAGAUACCAGAUAAAGGAUCUAAACCAUCGGUCACCUGCCUAUCAAUUGCUGAUUCGGCCGCAGAGCUAUAUGUCGGCAGAUCUGAUGGAAAUGUUGAGAUUUGGUCCUUCGCUGAGACCCUCAAUGAAAAUGGAGAGGAAAUGAUUGACUUAAGUCUGGCGCCAAUUCUUCGCGACCAACAUAAUUGCGGCGAGAGUUUGACCUCAUUUAAAGACACGGCAAUGAAGAUCGAAGGGCUUAGAGAUGAAUGCGAACGAUUGGAGCAGAAGUUGGCUCAAGAGAGGGAACGCUAUCAGGAAAUGACCACAAAAGGCGGAUCCGAUGAUUUGGAGACUUCUGAUGUGGGCGUCUCAGCGCUGCCUUACUUUGCAAUAAACGACUCGUUUAUUCUUCAAGAAGACGCCUCUUAUUACCUGACACUGGAGGUCGAGAUAGCAAUCGACGCGGUUAUCAUUCAGAGUGACAUUCCCUUAGACCUGAUAGACUGCGAACGCAAUUCCGCUGUCAUUAGUUUUAAUGAUAACACUUCGCCGCAAGUGUUGGUUACUUUCCGAUGUCAGGCAAACACCACACGAUUGGAGAUCAAAAUUCGCUCCAUUGAAGGACAGUACGGCUUAUUGCGGGCAUAUGUGAUGACUCGAGUGUCGCCCAAAUGCGCUCAAAUGAAGACCUAUAAAAUAAAACCGCUUUCAUUACAUAAACGCAGUUACAGUGCAAUCGAUACCCAAUUCUUGAAUAAACUGACAAUUAGUGGUAACUUUAGUCUCAAUGAAUCCCACACUUGGAUCCAACUCUGUAUUCCCGAAAUACCGGAAAAGAUAGCGUCGAAUUCCAACUCUCCGGUCAUUGCAUAUAACUUUAUCUCGACGUUUACCGAAACGAUCCUUAUAUGCAAUUGUGGUAAAGGAGUGAUGACUUUCCAAUCGGAUAAUAUCUCUACCAUUUCUAUUAUCAAAGACUUUAUCACUCGAGAGGCGACAAAGAGAUCGACGGCUAUUGAGAUGUCGUUCGACGUGAAUGAGAAUAGUGUCGGCCAUACACUCAAAAAGCUUUACCCAAAACUCAAGAAUUUAAUUAAUAUUCGACAGAAUAAGGAAUUGCUGGAAGCGGUCUAUGAGUUGAGUGUAAGCGACCCCCAAAUCGCCAAAGAAUUGAUGACUAAAUUGAUGUCAAGCGAAGAGAUAGAGACAAAGACGGCUGAAAUCAAUUUGGAAAGAAUUUAUGGCAUAAUCGCCGACUUAUUCAUCGAUUACCACAAACUCAAAGGCGGUUCUCGUUCUGUACUCUCGAGUUUCAAGUCUCGGAUCAAUGAAUUGGUGACUCUUAUAGAGACAUAUGUUUCUGACGAUUACGAUCAGCACAUAUUCGUCGACAAACUCAACCAGUUUUGGGGAAUUCAGAUAUUCGUCUGA